This is a messenger RNA of Ostrea edulis (European flat oyster), 4836 nucleotides long. RefSeq names its product AT-rich interactive domain-containing protein 5B-like. Gene Ontology annotation, molecular function: transcription cis-regulatory region binding. Gene Ontology annotation, biological process: regulation of transcription by RNA polymerase II. The transcript has 12 exons. The coding region runs from base 114 to 2981 and encodes 955 amino acids. The record is from RefSeq and is a predicted model, not a curated record. NCBI's taxonomy places the organism in Eukaryota, Metazoa, Mollusca, Bivalvia, Ostreida, Ostreidae. Gene Ontology annotation, cellular component: nucleus.
CUAAUCAGCUUCAACUUCUGCCGGUGUGUGACGUCACUAAUUAGGUCCUAAAUAUAAAGUAUUGUUAGUGUGUUGCAUGCCAUGCUAUCGGAGCAGGGUAUUUUAAUCAUAAAAUGGAUGAGCAAAAUGUAGAGAAGUGUGGCUCAGCUAUCGGCGAACAUGCUUCGAACACAUUUUAUAAAGCUAUUAAAUUUUCAAAAAAUGGUCAAUAUAGAAUUUUAAGCCUGGGUGAAUUUUUCUAUAUCAAAAUAACAAAAUUGAGAGAUGUCUGCGUGGGGGAGCUACAGAUGAUUUGGACAAACAAGCAAGAUGAAAAACAGCUCGUAUGCAGUGUACGGCUUUAUUUAUUACCUGAACACACCGAUGCUGGGAGAGAGGAUGUACACGGAGAGGAUGAGAUCCUGGCAAUGUCUGAAAGGCUGAUUCUGAAGGCUGGAGACCUGGUGCCGCUGCUGAUUGAGAAUGUUACGUGGACAUUUGGCCGACACCUGUAUCAGGAGGACAACGUCAAGGCACACGAGGAGGAAUUCAGAAACAUCUUUGUCUGCAACAAGAAGGGUCUCAAUUUCUCUGAUGUGGAGAAGGAAAAAGAGGAUAUAGGUGACAAAGGGGAUUUGACAUCAACGCCUUUAACAAUCCUCAGUUUUUCACAGUACUGUAGAUACAGAACAGUCCUAAAGCGACUUGAGAACAUGGUGGACAAGUGGUUGAGGAAUGCCAUUAUUUGUGCCAUCGGUGGAAUUGUAAUGAAAUCCAAAAAUGCCAGAAUUAUGUUCUGUAAAACGACAGUGGACGUUCCUGAACUGGACGAUUUGGAGAUCAGAUGCGACCACUUAGCUCCCUCACUGAAAGGAAGACCUCGGAAAAAGAAGUCGCUAACAAGAAGUGACUCGGACAGCUAUGAGACUUCCUCAGACACCUCCACACCGGUUAGGAAAAAGUAUGUCUUGUCUGGAAAGCGAGAAUCAGCCCUACGAAAUGGUUUAAAGUUUGACAACAGUCAAGUCAGCACUGAGGAACAAGAGUUUCUGUUUAAUCUUCACCGCUUCAUGAAGAAGAGAAACACCCCCAUCUGUCGAAUACCCUCACUCGGAUUCAAACAAGUGGACCUUUACUUUUUCUACACUUAUGCUCAGAAACUCGGAGGAUAUGAAAUGGUGACACAGAAGAGGUUAUGGAAACACCUUUAUGACAAAUUGGGAGGAAAUCCAGGAAGUACUAGUGCUGCCACCUGUACACGACGACAUUAUGAAAAGUUACUACUGCCGUACGAGCGAUACGAUAAAGGCCGCAACAUCGAGAAGAAGCAGUCCAAGCAGCCAAAAGACGAGCCAGUCGUUAAAGAAGAGGAGUUCGCAAGUGUAGCACCUCCGGACGACAUCCUGAUCAAACCCAGACGGAGAUUUAAAACCACUCUGACGCUCAGACAAAGGGCCGAGCAGUGGGAACAAAUCCGAAAGCUUAAGGAGAGGCAAAAAGUCUUCAAAGGAAGAAAACCAGGUAGGCCAAGAACAGUGAAGAAUCUCCUGGACAGCUCUGAAAAAGAAAAGACACAAAUUCUAACAUUCAAAAACAUCAAAAGUGAGUCUGUCAUUAAGGAGGAGAUGGAGGAACCUGUGGAGGAGAGGGUCGAGGGGUCAGUUAAAAUCAAGGAGGAGGUGGAGAGUGUCUUAGACAGUGAUUCCCACUCCAGUGUGUCAAGUGUGUUCAGCCAAUCAAAACUCUUCCAGCAGAACUCUUUACAAGGAUCAUCUAGUUCUAGUAUGAGUCACUCCAGGUCCUCAGAGAGAGGAACUCCUAACAUCCCGGUACCACAGGCAGCUAUGUUUUACCCACAGACUUUUAUUCCCCUGGGUGGACUUCACCCAAUGGGACUACCCCUUAUGAAUCAGCUACCCAUGGGGAUGCCAAGAUUUUAUCAUCAUCCGUCACAGAGUCCAACCUCAGCUGACAAGCAGCAUUCAUAUCGUCCAAACAUUCUCAGAAAUUCACAGAAAACGACGGAGAGCCGCCCAGCUCAUGUCCUAUCCAAACAGUCAAGCUUUCCCUCCUCUCAGUCCCUGGAUCCUGUUACAUCAUCAUCACAUACUCAGGGUCGGCAAUCAAGAAGCAUGUCCCCGGCUUCAACAGCGAGGUCUUCCCCCCAAACUCUAAUGGUGCCCCCAGCCCACUCCAAUGGACUCAAGAGGUCUUACUCAUCAAAUCCACUCCACGGUCCUAAUGCUUCAGGAGCAAAUUUUGCUGCCAAUAAGUCAUUGUUGUUUGAUUUUGAAAGUCCCAAACGUCAAAAGUUGGACACCUCUACUGACAGCAAAAGAGAGUGCUCUGAUGAGCCUACUGAUUUAAGUAUGAAAACUCUGAAAAAGAGAGCGACUACAGAAACUGGUGAAGGGAGCUUUACUCCCAGUCAAUCAUGGGAGAUUUCUGAAAAUCCAGCCAAGCGGGAGAGGUCGCCUGCCCAGAGUCGGCCCCCGGUCCAGACUAGUCCAGCAGGAUUGGAACAUCCGAGUGAUAUUCCCCCUAGUGUGUUCAGUAAACAUCCAUCUUCUGUGUUCAGUCCAGCCACUUUUCCGAGUAGCAAUAUGGUGGAACUUGGAAAAGUACCAUCAUCCUCUUCACAAUCUCAGGACAGACCAAAAUCCAUUAAACAGGAAGAUAAGUCUCAGGAACCUCGACUAUCCAAGAGUGCUAUCAGGGGUUCCGAGUCUUUGAGUCAGAACAUGAAGGUCAAUCUACCUGAGCUCCCACCUGGAAUGGUCCAUCCCGCCUUCUUACACCCAAUGAUGCGUCCCUCAGUGCCUCUCCCCCAGGCUGGGUACUUCCCGAUCCCCCUACAGCUACAACAUCUGUAUCAGGCUCAGCUCCGAGCUAGUGCUGCCUACGAUGGCCUGCUACAACGAGAUCACAAUGCAUUUAAUGGCAGUCCCCUCUCUAUGUUCGUUCCCCAAAUGCCACUGUAUUCACAGAGAGAGAAAAAGUGACCAUGUGCAAUGUUUAUUAUCAGUACCCAGAGCUUUUGAUAAACAGAAUAUUGGAACUUUCAAGUACUUUAUGAAGAGAAAUGUGAUAUACCUCAUUUACAUAGAUAGUAUUCUCAUUGCCUGUUGUAUAACAGUCGAGAUGAAGUACAUUGUCAUUUAUUCCAAAGGAAACACAGAAAAACUGUCAGAUGCUGUGGAAGUCGUCAUUUCUCGACAUUUACCGGUACUUAUGUGUCAUCCAAAUUUCCUCAAGAAUAUGGCAAAAUAUGUGCGGCGAUGGGUUUUUUCUGCUACACCUGAUGGUUCAUUUAGAGAUGUACUAUAUUGUGAGGGUUCAAUAUUUUUGUUACUAUUGUCACCUGUUUAUCAUGUUUAAAUGUAUGUUGAAUUUUCUAUUGUCAUAUAUAUUAUAUGUAUGCAUGUAGCAUUUCUUGUUUUUUGUUUAAUUUUUUUAUAUAUAUAUAUAUAAAAUGUUGAUACUAAUUAUACCAGCAUAAUACACAGAUUCCGAUGCUUUAGAACGAGUUUAGUUUGUAGAAAUUGUUUGGUUGAUGAUGAGAUUAGAAGGGCUGAAAGCUGUUAUCAAUAAAGCAAAACUCGCAUAGGUCUGUUAAAUUACCAUGGCAACUGAUGUCUAUUAUGUGCACAGUACGAUGAAACUUGCAUGUAGAAUAAAGUACAUGUCAAGAAUAAAAACACGCAGUAUAAAUUACAGAGCAAAAACAAUGCUGAAACCAAUUUACACGUAAUUAUUAUCAGUAUGAAAGGUUUGUAUAGUACAGUUUUUGGGUUUUUUUUGUUUUAGCAAAUUUAAAAGUCAUGUCGAUAAGCAAUUGCAAAAUAGAAGAAAUUCAGUGAAUUUAUCUUUCAUUCUCUCUCCCUCUCCACUCCACGAACCCUGUUGAGAGUGAGGAAUCUAGAAGAGAAUACAUGUUAUUGUAUAGGCAAGAUAUGUACUAUAAACGGCAGUUAUAUGGACAUUUAUAAAAAUUUAUCUAACACCCUCAUUCGAAUUGUGCAAAAACCUUUUUGAGAGAGAAUAUCAGCAUGUCCCCAUACCACUUGUCUAGUAUCUUGUAUACAAAACUUUCAUGUUUAAGGGGACGUAACUGAAAAGAAUUUUUGUUCUCAUAGCUCACCCCUGCCCAUACAACGCAGGUCUAAUGAUUAGAAAUGGUCCUCACUUUACACGUUUUAUCAAUUUUCUCUCUCACAAUGAAAUGCUGUAGUUCUACGUUGUACACAGAAGAAAUGGAAUUCUUACAGACCACAUGCAGUUAAAGCUUUUGGUAUUCUCUUUAGUGUUUAUUACUGUUAACCUUAAUUAGUAUAGAUUUUAUAUUUAACUUUAUUUGCCCUUAUAGCUUACAACUGAAUGAGUCCCAAAAAACAUGCAACAAGAAAUAUUGUAACAUAAUUUUUUUGUCUUUCUUGGAGUCUCUAUUGUUUAAUUUUUCUGUGGUUUUUUUUAGGUGUUUUUUUUUGGUGGUUUUUUUUUUGAUGUAUGACAUAUUUUACCAGAUCUGCCUUGCCUUAAGUUCUAUGGAGAAAAUUAAGAACUAACAAUUCAGCAAUAAUCGGAUUCAGGAGGACAUAUGAUAUUACUGAGAAUUUAAGGUGAUAUGCCUAUGAAGUGCAAUUUUCAUAUAAAAUCAUUACAGGUGGUUACCAUAUCAAAUCUUUGUGUCCCUGCAAAACUUUAAGUGGCUAAAGUCUAAAAAUCAAUAAACUCCAUCAAAAUUGAAACGGUGUAUCCAUACUUGAUAUAUAUAUAUAUAUAUAUCUACAUCUCAUCUGUAUAUUUUGUUUUGCAACAAAACUGAGUAACAGAAAAUAAAGAAAUCAAAAUAAGGAA